AGUGAAAACUGUUAACCCUAACGAAAGGUCAAAGAAGGGGCGAUCCAAUCCAACGGACAGUAUGGAGCCUCGGAAUUAAUCUCAUCGGUUUAGUCGUCUUUAUAAACAUUGGGGCCGAGGCCCAAGGACGCUAGGGUUUCUGGAAAGGGCACAGAGUGGUGCGAUUCAAGGUAAUAUCCUUCUGUUUUCAUCACUUCCUGGACUGAUUAUAUUUUUCAAUUUCACAAGAUCGAAUGGAUUUCAAUCCGUAAUCAAUCACUGGCUAUUUUGGAUUUCAGAUGAUUGAUUUCUUUAGCUCAUUCCGCAGGAGUGUUUAGCUACACUAUCGAAUGUUGCCGGAGGGUACAAGAAACUGUGUAUUUUCUAAAUGGAUUUUGCACUGUCCCAUUGCUGAGAAAACCAGAGAAAAGAAAAACUAGAUACUCUAGUUCCGUAUUCUGUUAGACUCGAUACGAAUUGUAAUUUUUUUUUGGGGCUAUUGCUGCUGUUAUUGUAAUCCCCUUUUUCUGAUAUGAACAAAACGAUCUCCCAAGAAAAAUUGUGGCUACUAAUCAAGGCUGGAGUCUCAAAAGGGCUCUUUUGCCAAAACCCAGUUUUGGGUGUUUGGAAAGGAAUACUGAUGAGCCUGAGAAUUGGCAUAGCUUUUGCCAUAGGCCUUUGGUUGGGAGCAAUUUUGUUCAUUGGUUGGAACUGGUGGUAUUACUUUGUAUUUUGCAGUCUUAUCUCAAUUUGUUUUUUGAAGCUGGCGGUUUAAAGUUUGAACAUUUUAACUUUGAGGCUAUGGUAUGAUCUUUGAUAUAUGGUUUUCAACCUGUGAUUCUUACGCUGAUAUUUUUUGAAAAUUUCUUAUUUGGGUCUUUUUAAGCAACUAAUCCACUAGCACUUGUUUUGAGCAUGGAGGGGCCCAUCUUCUGUGAAAUAGCAAUAUUGGCUUUUAUAAAGUUUUUGUAGUAUGCUGCCUGUUCUUUGUUUUAAUGGGAUUCAUGAGUUCUUUCUGAUUGAUAUGUUUUUUUUGUUGAUUUCUGGGCAGGGAUUUAUUAAUAUGUGUUACUUGUACUUUUCAAAAUGCAACAUAAUUUAUCUAGCUGGCAAUAAUCAAUAAUGUGCUUUAGAAAAUUUAUCAAUAAUUAAGUUGUGAAAUGCGGGGAAAUGAUCUUUUAUUUUCAAACCUAAUAUGAUUUUAAUACUAAUUUUUUCUAAAGUUUGGAUUGAAGUUUUACUAAGUUGUGAAUUGAUUGGCUUGUCAAUUGCCAUUCUAAUUUUGAUUUUUUUUUUGUAUUUGAAGUCAGACUAGGAAGAUACUAGUAUACUACUUUAAUUUUUAAUAUUUUUGAAUCAAUCAGCUGUCUUUUCCAUGUAAACCACAUACGUGUAAGAUUGAAAUUGUGUUAGUAAAGAAAAUGAAACUGGAAGUUAAUACUAUUGUUAUCAUCAUUAUUAUUUGUGAGUCAAUCUUGGGUGUCCUUUUUUGUGUAAACUAAAAUAAACUUUGUAUGUGUUGAUCAUUUAUGGUUGAUAAUAACAACUAUAGAGGUCCUAGGCUUGUUGGUGGAUUAUAAUUUAUCUUCUCAUUAAAGAAAAAUGGAAGUGAAAUUUGCAAGUGUUGCAGAGAUACAUUUGAACGAAGAAUGUCCCAUCGCAAAUUUGAGCAUCCCAGGCAUGGUUCUCUUGGAUUUCUUCCAAGAAAAAGAGCCUCUCGUCACAGAGGGAAAGUGAAAGCAUUCCCAAAAGAUGAUUCAACAAAGCCUUGUCGAUUAACAGCUUUCUUGGGCUACAAAGCUGGAAUGACACACAUCGUAAGAGAUGUUGAAAAACCAGGAUCAAAGCUCCACAAGAAGGAGACCUGUGAAGCAGUGACAAUUAUAGAAACACCACCUAUGAUUGUUGUUGGGGUUGUUGGUUAUGUCAAGACACCCCGAGGCCUCCGUUCCCUGCGGACUGUUUGGGCCCAGCAUCUUAACGAGGAGGUGAAGAGAAGAUUCUACAAAAAUUGGUGCAAGUCGAAAAAGAAGGCAUUUAGUAAGUACUCAAAGAAGUAUGAAACUGAAGAAGGAAAAAAGGACAUUCAGGCACAGUUGGAGAAACUAAAGAAGUACUGCUCUGUGAUUCGCGUUUUGGCCCAUACUCAGAUUAGGAAAGUGAAGGGAUUGAAGCAGAAGAAAGCUCAUCUGAUGGAAAUUCAGGUGAAUGGUGGAGAUGUUGCUAAGAAGGUUGACUAUGCCUACAGUUUCUUCGAGAAACAGAUUCCUGUUGAUACUGUUUUCCAAAAGGAUGAGAUGAUUGACAUCAUUGGGGUGACCAAAGGUAAGGGCUAUGAGGGUGUUGUGACUCGAUGGGGCGUGACACGUCUUCCCCGCAAAACCCAUCGUGGACUUCGCAAGGUAGCCUGUAUUGGUGCCUGGCACCCAGCUAGAGUUUCAUUUACAGUUGCCAGGGCAGGGCAGAAUGGUUACCAUCAUCGGACAGAGAUGAACAAGAAAAUAUACAAGCUUGGAAAGACAGGCCAAGAGUCUCAUUCAGCUGUGACGGAGUUUGACAGGACCGAGAAGGAUAUUACACCUAUGGGUGGUUUCCCUCAUUAUGGAGUGGUAAAAGAAGAUUAUUUGCUGAUGAAGGGCUGCUGCGUGGGCCCAAAAAAACGUGUGGUCACGUUGAGACAGUCGCUAUUGAGGCAGACUUCCAGAGUUGCUCUGGAGGAGAUCAAACUCAAGUUCAUCGACACAUCCUCCAAGUUUGGUCAUGGUAGGUUCCAAACUACACAGGAGAAGGCUAAGUUCUACGGACGGCUCAAGGCUUAAUAAGUGAAGUGAGAAGAAAAUCAAGAUCCAUUUCUGUUUUGCUGUAUUUUCUGAGUUUUAAUGGAACAUUUCCUUUUCUUAGUUUAAAAUCCUGGCUUUGUUUGUGCUUUAUUUUCACUUGUUUGACCAAAAAUAAGAUUGGGGUUUUGUACUUUCAA
Malania oleifera is the source of this 2956-nucleotide messenger RNA. RefSeq names its product large ribosomal subunit protein uL3y. The record is from RefSeq and is a predicted model, not a curated record. The coding region runs from base 1629 to 2798 and encodes 389 amino acids. NCBI's taxonomy places the organism in Eukaryota, Viridiplantae, Streptophyta, Magnoliopsida, Santalales, Ximeniaceae. The transcript has 6 exons. Gene Ontology annotation, cellular component: cytosolic large ribosomal subunit; ribosome. Gene Ontology annotation, biological process: translation; ribosomal large subunit assembly. Gene Ontology annotation, molecular function: structural constituent of ribosome; RNA binding.